Messenger RNA from Erpetoichthys calabaricus (reedfish), 6116 nucleotides. RefSeq names its product bcl9 like (gene bcl9l). Gene Ontology annotation, biological process: canonical Wnt signaling pathway; negative regulation of transforming growth factor beta receptor signaling pathway; positive regulation of transcription by RNA polymerase II. Gene Ontology annotation, cellular component: beta-catenin-TCF complex. The record is from RefSeq and is a predicted model, not a curated record. Lineage: Eukaryota; Metazoa; Chordata; Cladistia; Polypteriformes; Polypteridae. Gene Ontology annotation, molecular function: beta-catenin binding; transcription coactivator activity.
UUCCCAUGCAUGCGCGCGGAACAGAUGUCAUGAGCACGAACCGCCAAGGGCCGGAAGGAGUUAAAACUGCUGAUUGAAUAAGAGGAUACUGAUUCCGCUUCGGGCAGCGGGGCGGCCCCGGCAGCACCAGAAUCAAUGACCUGUUAAUGAGACAGACAGGCAAGCAGACACACAUACAUACGAUCAUCACACGUUCGCACGCACGUACUCACGCACGCAGGCAGACGGAGCAGUGCACGCGCACGCGAUCACAUACGGAGGCUUUUAUUGUGACAUGGCUGCUGCGCUGUAGCAUGAAGGCAAAGUGAAUGAUCCUGUUUCUCUAAAUGAUUAUCCAGACCAGAGGGGAGACAAGGGAAAAGAGAGAGAGAGAAAAAAGGCUACGAUCUUGAUCCGGGCAUUUGACACGAUCCUGCAGCGGCUCUAGAGACCUCCAGGAAGAGCAGCGAGCACCAAAAGCUGACCGAAUCGCCCUGGGCACUGGCUCUUAACGACCGGACAGCGCAAAUAAAAGAGCGGCGCUGAGAAAAGGGCACAAAAAGAGAGAGCGAGCGAGAGAGCGAAAGAGAGAGACGCCCGUGGAAGAAAAAAAAAACAGGAGGAUCUGGAGGCGAUCGAGAGGGAGCUGGCAGCUGUGAGGCGCGCCUGGCGCCAGUCUCUCGUCUGAUUCGGGGGCAAAGUGAAAGUGAAAGACGGCGCGCGGGAGGGAACAAGCAGCCGGCAGCAUGGUACGCCUUGUGAUCAAUUCAACGGGGCACACAGCGAUGGGCAGCCCGCAGUAGCCUCGGCUGGGCAGUCAGAAGAGAGACGGAUACAAUACGUGCCGGCGCGGACCGGCUUUGAAGGCCCUGCAGCUGGCAGUGCAACCCGGCACCCGAACGGAGGAGCUGGCAACACAGUUCUGACGCGCUAGGAACGACCUGACCCUAAAGCCUGACGCCGAGGAUUCUACAGAAUAGCCCAUAAGCAGAGGGGAUCUAGUAAGACUAUCCAUCGCGUUGGCAAGAAGGGCCGGUAGUAAAAGUCCAGCAUCUUGGCACUGACCAAAGUCAUCCCUGCAGAUGAGUAUUUAGCAUUACAGCACCUUGCCAGAGAGACCCUAAUAAAACCCUUCAGCACCUUAGCAAGUAGUGCAAUUUAGUGUCUUCAGCAACACAACGUGUCUUGGGGAGCAAUCCAGUAACUUGGUGAAGGGGUCCCGCAGGCGGGCAUCAGCACACAAUUUCCAGAUGAGGUCAGCAAGACUCGCUCUUCAGGCUGCAGACUGAGGGGGGUGCUCCAGCCUGGUGGUCUACCUCCCUCCCCCAAGUCUCAGCCAGUCAGAUGCACCCAGACAAUAAACUGAAUAAUCAUGGCAAGCAAGUGAGCAGCAGUGGCCAGUCUCAGCACCAGAAUGUAACCCAGGGUCCUGCCUGUAGCCUGGGGUCUAAGGGCAUCAGGUCAGGAGGUCAUGGCAGCAGCAAGGUCGCACAGGUCUCUCCUGGCAACGCUGGGCUGAAGAGCAGUGGCCAGUCGGUGUCGGGCGUGGGGGCUCUGAAGGGCCGGGCCAAGCGUGAGCGCAGCAUCUCGGUGGACUCGGGAGAUCAGAGGGAGGCUCUUGCCUCCGCCGGCGAAUCUGAGCUCAAAGUAGAAGGCGUCAUGCGCAGGAAAAGGCGCUGUGUGCUUGAGAAGAAGCAGCCCUACAGCGGGGAUGAGUGGUGUUCGGGGGCAGAGAGCGAGGAAGAGGAGGAGAAGCCGCUGGCAGCCGCGCUCCGAGACCCCUUGGUUUCUGUCCCUCCUCAGGCAGGCCCAGGCGCAAACGCACUCUCAGGCCUUGCAGAAUCGGGUUCUUCCACAGCAGAGCUGGGGACUGGGCUUCUUUCAGAACUGGGAUCUGCCACCAAGCCCAUGCAGCAAAUUGUCUAUGUCUUCACUACCAAUCUCGCCAACAGCGCUGCAGAGGCUGUAAUCCAGGGGCGGGCAGACUCUAUCAUUGCAUUUCACCAGCAGAAUGUCCCACGGGCAAAGCUUGAACAGCACCCUUUUCCAAUCAGCAAGGCCCCUAACCUGCAAGAGCAAGUUAGCGUAGGUACGCCUCCUGGAGGCACCCCAAAAUCUCAGAGUGCUACCCCCCAGCCAGCCUCUGUGGGAGCAGCAGUUCAGCACAACCCCCUUGGCACCCCACUGUCAGCUGGGCCCCCCGGACACUACAGAGGAGCCUCACAAAGAGAUGUCCCCUCCAUCUGCCACAGGAGGUGGUGCCAAUGGCCCGACUGCCUCCUCGGGGAACGGCCUGCAGGCAAGGGCAGGGGAUCUUGCAGGUGGGCCUGUAACGUCACCUCCUCCCCACCUAGGAGACUCCAACCCUGGUUCUGGAAGUGGCACAGUGCUGCGUCCAGGAGCAGGCCGGGCAACGCAGAGGGUCUUUCCAAGGAGCAACUUGAACACCGAGAGCGCUCCCUGCAAACACUGAGAGAUAUUGAGCGCCUACUGCUGCGCAACAACAUGGCUGCGGGUACAGACAUGAGUAACAACACUGGCGCAGGUGGGGCCGAGGACUUAGGCCAACAGGACCCUCCACCGCCAAUGCACCUGGGCCCACCUUCUAAUUCCAGCCAGCCAAGUAACAAGAAGUAUGAGGAGCCAUUGCAAUCCAUGCUGUCCCAGACACAGAACCUGGGUGUGUGCAUGGAUGAGGGCCCCAUGGGACCCCAUAUACACCCACAUUGCCUGCCGCCUCACUCCUCUCCCUCUGCUAUGGACAUGGGCCUUAUGAUGGGACCUGAAGGCCUGACCCCUGAACAGAUAGCCUGGCGCAAGCUGCAGGAUGAGUACUACCAGGAGAAAAGGCGCAAGCAGGAGCUACAUGUUCAUCCUAGGAUGGGAGCAGGGGGAGGUCCGGAAAUGGGACUCAUAAUGCGGGGGCCCCCACCCCCCUAUCAUAGUAAAGCUGGGGAGCCGUGGCCCCCCGGAGGUCCUGGAUCCCGCUUUAUAGAAAUGCAGCACGAAGGAUCAAGGGGGCCACGCUUCCACCCGGGCACCCAGAUGUCAAGAAUGCCCGUAGGACCCAGUGGUGGCUUUGGAGGUAUGCCCUUGGAGACCAUGGGGCCCAUACAACGGACACCUGGCCGAGCGGGCAUCCCCUGGAUUGAUGACAUGCCUCCUAUGGGAGGCCCACCGGGCAGUUUCCCAGCAUACCCCGGGCAGCAUACGGGUGACCCACGGGUCCGGGAAGAAGUAUUCCGUAUAAUGGAGAAGCGGCAGCUGCAUGGGCUGCAGAGACACAUGGGUGUGACCCUGGAGAUGGAGAGGAUGGCCCAGCAGCAGCAGCAAGUGCCCGUUGGAAGUGUGGGGGAUCCGAUUGACUUCCCAGGGUCUCGUGCUAUGCUGGACUCCCCCAUGGCUCACUCAGGAGGGCCUCCUAUGGACAUCAGCCUGAGCUUACUUUCCCAAAAGAUAAGAGGAGGUGGAGUGGGGGGCCCUAUUGGUGACAUCAUGAGCCCGGAAGAGAUUACAAGACGUCCUCCUCCACAAAAUGGCAUGGGUAGUAUGAUGGCUGCCGCAGGGCCCAGCAGUAGUAAUAAAAUGAUCUCGGGGGGCUCACCCUUUCCUAAUCAAGGACCUUUUUCUGGAGAAACAGGGGGCUACCAACCCCAGGACAUGGGCAACCCUAAUGUAGCUCAACCCCAGGACUUGUUCGCCUCUGACCAGCAGGGGCCUCCGAUGCCCAUGAGUCUCACGUCUCGUUUAAGCCACAUGCCAAUGCAGAGCCAUGGCUCCAGGACUGGAAAUUUUGGGGGACGUAGGUCUUCGGAUCUUACCAUUACUAUCAACCAAAUGGACUCUCCAGGAAUGGCCCACCAACUGAAAUCCCCCCCCUUAAAUCACACUCAUUCUCCAAUGGCUUCCCCGUCCACUUCUGGACUCAAGUCUCCUCAGCUGACAUCUCUAGGAGGUGGGGGACCCCAAAAUUCUGGCCCACCUUCUGCUUCAAUAAAGUCCCCACAGGUGAUGGGACCCUCAUCGCUUGGAGUCCGCUCACCGUCGGGUUCCCCAAACCGCCUGAAGUCCCCUUCAGUGCCCACACCCUCUCCCGGGUGGACCUCUUCACCAAAGACUGCAGUGGGCAGCCCGGGACUUACCCAGGCAAACAAAUCAGGGGGUGGUCCAAGCGGGAACACCAUGGACUCGGGUGUACUUCCUCCUCGGAGCAAUAACUUGAUCUCUCUCAGCCAGCCGGGUGCUAUCAAUCCCAGCAUGCCCUUCACCUCCUCCCCAGAUGCUGCACCUUCCCAGAAUCCUUUGUCACUCAUCAUGUCCCAGAUGUCCAAAUAUGCUAUGCCCAGCUCAACGCCUCUGUACCAUGACGCCAUCAAAACCAUUGCCACCUCGGAUGAUGAGUUGUUGCCUGAGCGCCCCCUGCUGCCAGGCUCAGCCUCUUGUUUUCACUCUUCUCACUUUCUGUAUUUUUUCUUUUUCUCAUGCCAGGAGGAAACCACCUGCCACCUCAGCUGCACCUACCACCCCACACUUCUGCUGACCUCCCAAAGCCCCAUGGGAAUGGGCCACCCUGGGCAACCUCCACUAUCCCAUGAUCCCACAGGACCCAUGAUGCCUUCCCCUCCUAUGAACUUGGCGCCCAUGAACGCUAUGCUAAUGUCUGCUGGAGCCCAAGAGCCAGCAGGCCCCAGGAAUGGCUCUCCCAUGCUCUCCCAAGGCCAAAUAGGUGGCUUUCCUAGACUCCAGCCUCCCCAGCCGGGGCCCAUGCAGUCUCCAGGCCUAGGACUGGCCCAGCCAUUCCACCCAGGGAUGUCUCUUCCACCACCCGAUGAUGACUUGCCCCCCCAGGCUGGACAGAUGCCCCUCCUCGGGAAGAACCUGCCACACUCUCGCGCCCCUUCGGACCCAUAUCCACCCAUGCCACAGGGAGUAGCUUCAGUCCUGGGUGACCCAGACCUGAGUGAAGUUAUCCGCCCCACUCCCUCCGGGAUCCCGGAAUUUGACCUGUCCCGAAUCAUCCCGUCUGAAAAGCCCAGCAGCACCUUACAGUACUUCCCGAAAUCUGAACCACGGCAGCCACACAAGCCCCCACAGGUGCCACCCUCCAAUCCUCACCUUAUCAAUCUUCAGAACAUGAUGGUGGAGCAGCAGAGCCUUCCCCCUCCUUCCCGGCCGGGUCUAGGCCUCCCUGUAAUGCAAGGCCAAAGCCCAGGACCUGGGGCACCUAGAAACAUGGCUGGACUGCCAGUGUGCCACCCUGGACAUAUGAUGAGCAGGACAGGUAUGCCACCACCUCAGCAAAGCAUGAUGGGAAAUAAUCUACACCCACAUCAUGGGAUGAUGUCGCCCCACCAACAGAGCCUCCUGAUGAUGCAGGCCAAGCAGCGCAGUGUGUCCAUGUCGGGGGACAUGUAUGGACCACAAGGGCCUCUGAUGGGCCCGCCGCAGCCUGGCAUGAUGCGACACCGCAGUGUUUCACUGGAUGGUUAUGGGCCCGGUGGUAUGGCCAACCUGCCUUUCUGAAGACACCUUCCACGUGUGUGCCCACUUGUAGUGCUCUUCUUUAUGUUGUCACUGUAAUUUCUCAUACUCUCGUUAAUUAGAAUAUUUGAAUUUUUCAAAUGGACAAAACGAGAAUAAAGUAUUCGGGUAACCUUCCCAUGUGCCCGGGACUGCAGGCCACUGAGGCUCCCAUUUUAUUGUUUCGUCUUGUGAAGCCUAAAGAAAGCCUUUGAACCCUCAAGCGGCCCUCCUUGCGCUUUCCUUCCCUAAACCCACUUUCUCUGAGGUGCCAGGCUGGACAAGAAGCCUGCUCUGUCAUGCCAUGGUUGCCACCUGCUGGUUACUGCGGAGAGCGAGUGAGAGAGAAAUGUAAAGGAAAUUGUGACGCCUCUCUGUUUCCAUGGCACCUAUCAAUCGGGGGACUGCCCACCUAGUCUGAUGCAGUGCCUGUGUGCCCUUUGAUGGAUUGUGCCAGCAUUGGGCACUCCAGCAGGACAGGAUUCCCAAUUUUCCAAUUUUUUUUUUAUUCCGCCUGGCACGAAACGAGGGUAGUCACUCUGUUUCCAGUUGUUGGCACAGAUGACACUUCUUCAAAGUUCUUUUGCUUUGCUUUUCUAAUAAAAUGUGAGAGAACC